Molecule: messenger RNA, 1545 nt
Organism: Epithele typhae
Lineage: Eukaryota; Fungi; Basidiomycota; Agaricomycetes; Polyporales; Epitheliaceae
Product: Metallo-dependent hydrolase
Exons: 11
Coding region: 1-1545 (514 amino acids)
Biological process (GO): inosine biosynthetic process; adenosine catabolic process
Molecular function (GO): adenosine deaminase activity
Source: RefSeq, a predicted model, not a curated record
AUGGACGCCAAGUAUCUUGAAGACCGGGAGCGCCUCAUCGCGGAGGACAGAGCACUUCGCAUCGAUACUCUCGCCCUCGCUCAGGCGACGGAUAUCGAGAAGAGGGCAGAAGACAUCGUCCGCCAAAUCCGUGCGGACGAGAAUGAGCGAGUGUGGGGGCCGAACGCGCCCGAGCUCCCUGGCGCGCAGCACAUCUUCCCCGGGAUGGCGUUUCUGACUGGCAGUGAGAGUUUCUUAGCGAAGGAGACCAUCCUGAAGACGAAGAUGUUCGAGAUUGUCUCCAAGAUGCCCAAGGGCGGUGUACUUCACGUCCACUUGGAUGCCACGGUCGAUGCCACGACGCUUCUUCGCAUUGGUCUCAAGUACCCCGCGAUUCAUGUUCGUGCGCCGCAACGAGUGACUGCCUCGUCUAUGUUGUCCACCUUUCCCGAGUUCGCUCCACUCCCGAAGAGCUCGUGGACGUCAGUCGCAAGCCUCACUGGGCCUGAUUACGAGCCUGGCACAUGGGUUCCCCUCAAGAGCGCGAUGGAUGUGUUCGACGCUACGUUGGGCGGCCCGGAGGGCUUCUUCAAGUGGGCCUGCACCGGGAUGACGAUCAACCCGUCUGAAGCGUACGGGACACACAACACGACCGACAAGAUCUGGAAGCGCUUCGGGAAGACGUUCGAGAUCCAGCGCGGAUUCACACGAUACCUGCCCAUUUGGAAGGACUUCGUCCUCGCCCUUUUCAGGCACGCGGUCAGCGAUGGGAUCUCGUAUAUCGAGGCUCGGGUACCGUUUUUCUUCAAGUACAUGUUCGGCGAAGACGGCAACGAAACCGUGCCUCAUCGCGAGUGGUUGAUCGCCUACGACCAAGUGCUCGCUGAAUUCAAGGAGGAGCUCGUCGCGCAGGGCCGCGCGGAAGAGUGGGUCGGCUCCAAGGUCAUCUACAGCAUGCGGCGGACCGUGACCCCAGAGGAGCUCGAGUGGUUCCUCGAAGACUGCAUCGCGCUCAAACGCGAGUUCCCGCACCUCAUCUGUGGAUUUGACCUCGUCGGGCACGAGGACCCACUCCAGCCGCUCAUAUACUACAUCGAUCCCCUGCGGCGGUUUGUGGAGCGCCAGAAGGAAGAGGGGUUGGACAUCCCGUUCAUCUUCCAUGCGGGAGAGACGCUGGGCGACGGCUUGCCGGCAGACAUGAACUUGUACGACGCCAUCCUGCUUGGCACGAAGCGUAUUGGUCACGGCUUUUCUCUCGUGAAGCACCCCAAGAUUAUGCAGGUGUGCAGGGAGCGCGAGAUCCUCAUUGAAGUCUGUCCGAUUUCCAACGAAGUCCUCCCCGACGACCCAGGGAUGUUCGGGUACAUGGGUGUCUCGUUUGACUUCUUCCAGGUGCUCGUGGCGAGCAACGUGAACGGGAUAAUCACCAUGAGAGAGCUGGCCAAGGACGGGCUGCGAUUCUCUUGCCUAGAGCCAGAGGAGAAGGCGCGUGCGCUGGCGCUGUACGAUAAACAGUGGGACGCGUUCGUGGACUGGAUCGUGAAGACGCGUGCGGAAUGUGCGUAG